Messenger RNA from Myotis brandtii (Brandt's bat), 6490 nucleotides. It is a transcript of the gene FHDC1, whose product is annotated as FH2 domain containing 1. The transcript has 14 exons. The record is from RefSeq and is a predicted model, not a curated record. Gene Ontology annotation, biological process: actin filament polymerization. Gene Ontology annotation, molecular function: microtubule binding; actin binding. The coding region runs from base 718 to 4197 and encodes 1159 amino acids. Gene Ontology annotation, cellular component: cytoplasm; actin filament. NCBI's taxonomy places the organism in Eukaryota, Metazoa, Chordata, Mammalia, Chiroptera, Vespertilionidae.
AUUAGCACUCGGGGACUUAAAGAGAAGUUCUCUUCCGAGCCGGGGCCACGACAGCUCUCCAUUUUACUCAGAGCAGGGCAUCUUCAGCCGGAGCAGCCACCCGCCCUGCUGCUGCGGUCCCCAGCCUGGGGAUGAGAUGUUAAAUACAAGCCUGUCUGUCUGCCCAGGGGAGAUUGAUGGAUACUUGACAUUUUCCAGACAGAGCGAGGUUAUUUAUUUCUAUUGCCCCUCCUGGCAGUCAGCAGCCGUGAUCAACAGCCAGUGUCUUUAGGGCACCUGUGUUCUCCGGGCGGACUUAGAGCGUCUUUUUCAGAUGGCAUUCUUUCUCAAGAUGGGGCAGUGGUUGGAAUCAUGCCAAUGCAUCGCUAACUUAUUUAUUACUUUGACAAGCUUUUAUUUGUUCGCGGAAGAAGCAGAAGAGACAGGGGAGAGGUUCUGGUGGCUUCCAGAGAGUGGCUUAACUGGAAUCCACAGUGAUAGCAUCGGAAGCGAUAGUAGAGGUCAUGUAAUGUAUCCCAGCCUCCUAAUUUUACAAAUGAGAAACUAAAGUCUAGUGAGGUGAAGUGACUUGUCUAAAACGGUUUGGAAGAUGACACACAACACAACUGCCUUUGUCCCUGGUGGCAGACCAGCGCGUGAAAAAGCAUGACACAAGUUUGAGGUUUGUGUCUGCGUCCCCAAGGUCAAGAAAUUAUCUCCUUGGAAGGCAACAAUACUAUGCAUGUUAUGAAUUGUGUCUCCUUGGUCAGUGAUAAAGAAAAUGGGACUAUCGCCACAGCAGCUGGAUUCAUGAUUGAGGAAACACCGCCCCCGCCGCCUCCUCCUCCUCCACCCCCUCCACCUCCACCAUGUCCAUAUUCAGAGGAAGGGUUUGCUCCCUCUCUUCCCCCUCCCCCACCACAUGCAUUCCCCGGGGGGCCUCCGGUCCCUCCUCCCCCUCCAGAACUGCCCCCAGCAUCUCACUUGAAUGGCUACAGCCACCUCGGUAAGAAAAAGCGGAUGAGAAGCUUCUUUUGGAAAACCAUUCCGGAGGAGCAAGUGCGAGGCAAAACCAACAUCUGGACCUUGGCAUCCAAGCAGCAGCAUCAAUACCAAAUAGACACGAAGACCAUCGAGGAGCUCUUCGGGCAGCAGGAAGAUGCCACCAAGCCUUCCCUUUCCAGGAGAGGAGGAUCUUUAAAUUCGUCCUUCAAGGAAGCGAGAGAGGAGAUUACUAUCUUGGAUGCAAAACGGAGCAUGAACAUUGGGAUAUUUCUUAAGCAAUUUAAGAAGUCUCCUCAGUCCAUUGUAGAAGAUAUUCAUCAAGGAAAGAGUGAGCAUUAUGGAUCAGAGACAUUGCGAGAAUUUCUUAAACUGUUGCCAGAGUCAGAGGAGAUAAAGAAAUUAAAAACAUUUAAUGGCGAUGUGUCCAAGCUGUCCCUGGCAGACUCCUUUCUGCACUGCUUAAUUCAGGUGCCAAACUAUUCGCUUCGGAUUGAAGCCAUGGUGCUAAAGAAGGAGUUUUUACCUUCUUGCUCUUCUCUCUACACGGAUAUAAGAAUUCUAAGAAUGGCUAUACAAGAGCUGAUGUCAUGUGAGGAGCUGCAUUCCAUAUUACACUUGGUGCUACAGGCAGGAAAUAUCAUGAAUGCAGGAGGGUAUGCCGGCAAUGCAGUAGGAUUUAAGCUGUCUUCUUUGCUCAAACUGGCAGACACCAAAGCAAACAAGCCUGGGAUGAACCUCCUGCACUUCGUUGCACAGGAAGCCCAAAAGAACGACGCCAUUCUUCUAAACUUUUCUGAAAAAUUAUAUCAUGUUCAGGAGGCUGCUAGGUUGUCUCUGGAUAACACGGAGGCAGAACUGCACUCGCUGUCUGUCAGGACGCGGUCGCUGAAGGAAAACAUCCGGCGGGAUGAUGAGCUCCGUCAGCAGAUGGAAGAGUUCCUUCAGUUUGCUGUAGAAAAGCUGACCGAACUAGAGCACUGGAAACGGGAGCUCCAGGACGAGGCCCACACCCUCAUAGAUUUUUUCUGCGAAGACAAAGAAACCAUGAAACUGGACGAGUGCCUUCAGAUAUUUCGAGACUUUUGCACCAAAUUCAGCAAAGCGGUUAAGGACAACCACAACCGGGAGGUACAGGAGCUGAGGCAGCUGCGGCGGCUGCAGGAGCUGGAGCAGAAGCGGCAUUCCUGGGCGACUGGGGAGCUGGUGGGAUUCGGCCGGAGCAGCAGUGAGAAUGACGUGGAGCAGUUGGGCAAGAAGGGUGCGGAGGACCUGCCCCCCUUCCUGCACCGCAGGCCCAUCAGCCCCUCCUGCCGACGCCCCAACACCCGCCGCUCCCGCCUCUCCCUGGGUGCCUCCGCUGACCGGGAGCUGCUGACCUUCCUGGAGAACUCCGUGGGCAGCCCCGAGGAGGCCAACAAAUUCAACAGCUUGCCCCGGAGCAGCCCUCGGCAGGCCCGACCCGCGUCGGCCUGGAGGGAGUCUGGGGAGCCGAGGGACCAGGGCUCUGGCCGCACACACAGACCUCAGGCCUCCGCAGGCCAGGAGGGAGCCCCCGACCCACCCUCGGCUUCCUGUGGCCAGCUCCUCGCCCCCCAGAUGGAAGACUCUGCUCCAGUUUUGCUCCGAACUCGGCGUAGCGGGCUCAGCAUGCUCCAAAAGAGGAACAGCGAGCCUGUGGGCCUGGCGUCUCCCUGGUCCCCUCCACUCUCGCCACUGGCUCUGGGAAUUAAGGAGCAUGAGCUGGUGACCGGGCUGGCCCAGUUUGACGUCCAGGGUCCCAAGGACCCAGAGGAGACGCCCCAGCGGAGCCCUACCAACUUCAGUCCAGUGGAGCUGGCGUCUCCGGGGGAUGAGAGCCUGCAACCCCUCGGAGCCGGCACUGGUGCUGGCAUUGGUGCUGGCAUUGAUGCUGGCAGCGGUAGCCUAACGCCUGUGGGUACAGGUGCCCAGGAGAGUCUCAGCGCCCAGGAGAGUCUCAGCGCAGCCCUGCAGGGUGAUGGGGCAGCUCCUGAUGAGCCCAGCAUCAACCCUGAGAACAAAGACCCUGGGCCUCUGUUCUACUUCUCGGAUACCACCGACUGCUCGCUGACCUUGGACUGCUCAGAGGAAACCGACACCAGGCCUGGCGGUGGGGAGCUGGGGGAGUCCGGCCAAGGGGAUGGCUCUGUGUCCUCUGGGGCAGGGGAGGCAGGUGGCAGCCAAGUGUCCUCCAACCCUCUCUCCAGCCCCCCUGGGGAGACCCCUGAUCCUGCUUCUGCAAAGACCGGGCCCAGCUGCAGGGGUGGCCUUUCCAGAGACAGGUCCUCCAAAGGGAAGGAAGUGACCACACCAAAGAGAAACUCCCUCAAGGAGGCAUCCCAGGGAGCCCCCAAGCCUGGGGCUGUCCCACGAGGCCAGGGGACGGCAUCCAAGCCCGUGCGGACCUUGACCUCCUCGGAGAGCGAGAGCAUGCGCAAGGUCGUGCCCAUCUCUAGGGCCAGCAGGGGCUCCUCUGGCUGGAAGCAGCCUCCUCGGGAGCCCCCCAGUGGCACCCAGGAGUCGUGGUCACGCCGGAACUCUGUGAAGGGCACCUUGGACACGUCACCCAAGAGGUCCUCGAAGGGGCCUGGGGUGGUCGCCGAGGUGACCGAGGAGCAGGAGCAGAAGCCCCCGCGAGGGAGGGUCGGCUCCUGCGGCACCCGGCCGGGCAAGGAGCCCGCCCUGCAGCCCAGGGGCUCCCUCAAGAAGCCCAGCGCCAAGCCCCUCCGGAACGUCCCCAGACAGAAACCCGAGGAAAAUAAGAUCUGCCGCUCCAAUUCCCAGGACCCCCAGAGCCCGGGAGAAGAGCCCAAGCCCCCUCCACCAACCCCCAGCGUCCCCCGUGUCCCGUCCCAGGUCCCAGGCUUUGCCCGAAACACAGUAGCCUCCUCAUCUCGGUUCAUGAAAACAGAUUCUCUCCCGGUGACCAAAGCCCCCGGCCUCACGCGGACAGUCUCCCACCGGCAGCUGAGGAUGAAGGGUGGCUCUGAGGAUGCGGUCCCCAAGGACAGUGGCACCCUGCGGCGGUCCUACAGCUCCCGGGCCCCCAAAAAGUGUCCUGAGUCAGCAGAGGGUCCCGGUGCCUACACAGAGGCCUCUCUGAAGGGCAGAGGGACGGGGGAAAGGACCUCCUUCAGGCAGAAAGACUCCGGCCGGACCACACUGGGGAAAAUCCUCCACCCCUUAUGGAAGUGAUGGGUGCCUGUCCCCCCUCACCUCCUGGCACAUCAUGUGGACUGACUGCUGUGAAAGGCCAACACCGAGUGACUCUUCUACAUCAAGGGAAUCAUCGGUGCCACCUGCUAGUGCUCCUGUCGCUGAAGGUACACUCUGGGAGGCCUGUGGGCUGCCACCUGCAGUGCCGACUCCUGCCGUCGAGUCCCCAUGCACCCCUGUCCUGGACCGGCACCUCCCGCACACACCCCAAAGUGUGCACAGGCAAACCCUCUACGCCAAAACAAAGACUCGGGCGUGUGAGAUGGCAUUCUUACGCAACAAGUAAAUAAGGAAUUUUGGCCAGUUUUUAGAAAUCAGAGGCUUAUUUUUCAGUAUAAAAAUUCAGUGUUUUAGUUGGUUCCUUUUGCAGAGUGAAUGGAAAAAAAAAGACAGAAGAAAAACUGCUUUGUAUGAAGAUGUUUUCAUCUUCCUGUGUCCUUGGCCUCGGGGUUCCACCUGCCUGCACGCCGACCAUUGUGGCAACUCGGCUUCGCCAUGAGCCCUGGGCGUCCUGUGGUUGCACCGAGUCCUUGAGACUCUUCCUGGCUCACCUCUCCCUGCCUGACUUGGGAUGAGGGUUUGCGUGUGAGCAGGAGGGAAAGUGAGACUGGUGGGUGGAGACCGGUGCUCCUGUGGCUCCGUGUGGGCACCGUGAGCAGCGGGACGUGCGUUUUGGGGGCCUGUGGCCACCGGGAGAGCCUCCCUGCGGACGGGUGGCAGGCAGCCCCUGGGAGAACGCUGGAUCUUUCAGGGUGUAGAAGUGCCAUAUUUUCAUGGAACGUCAGGGGCUGUUCAGCAGAUCACACCUCUCCCAUCCCAUGUUUUCGCAUUUGUGUUUCUGUUGUACAACUGAGUGACGGCUGCUAUGACUUGUGUUCGCUCUGGUUACAGGGGAGGAAAAACCUUUCUGUCUCCCAGUCUUUCUUCUCCGUCUUCCUUUGCUCCCAGCCCUUCUCUGCUCAUGUGACCUGGAGUCAGUCAGUCUCUCUCUCUCUCUCUCUCUCUCUCUCUCUCUCAACAGUAAUACUUACAAAUGUUGACGUCUAUUCUUUGGUACAGUGGUUUUGAAAUCCUGAGAAAAACCAAAUCAAGUUUUUAAAAUCAGACUAAAAGGAAAAUAACUGUUAGAAGAAUUUGUAUCAUCAGGGACAAUUUGGAAUAAAGGCCUUCAUUCAGUAGAAAGGUGGGUGGGGGACACUUUUUUCUACCCGGUUCCCACUUCACUAUUUCCCUCUGAGACUACUUGGGAAAUGGGGGAAUUCUUGAAACGUUUUUGUUUUUUAAAAAUUGUGCCCCCCCCCAUUUUUGGUCACUUAUUAGUGAAACCUCAUUUCAGAUCCAACAGUGGUAGACGGAUUUAGGCAAAUAAGAUGUGGUACAGUCUCCCAUACAAUUUUGCCUCCCAACCAAAUUAAUUGGAAACUUGACUUCGAUGAGUCCGCUAAAUUGAAAGGGUAAACUUUAUGGUAGAAGAAGUUAGGCACCUGACCACAAAACCUCUUACAGAAUUAGCCCUGAGUAGGUAUUUCCGGGGUUCCGCAGAGAUGGUUAAUGGGAAUCCUGAGCUUUCUCACCAUCUCAAAAAGCCUGAGAAAUCAUAUAUUUAACCAUGCAGACCACAGCGGUCAAAACAUAGGGCCCAUGGGUAGAUGGGAAAUGGAUGAAAGAGGUCAAAAGUUUGUGGAUAGAGAGGGGGUCAGGACUCCUGGUGAGACUCUAGGGACCAGGGAUUGAGUCCCUCCCUGUUCCACCGCUGAUACUAGUACCUUGGGCAAGCCACUCCCUGUCCCUAAGCCUCUGCUUCCCAGUCUGUAGCAGUGGGGGCAUGGCCUCCAUGAUGGUGUCCAGGGGUCCUUCUAGCUCCAACAGUCGGAGUCAUAAACACCCAGGGACCCAGCUCUGCCCUGGGAUCAGCUUCUCAGAACCAACCCCCCGCAUCUCUUCAGCAGAGGCCUCCCGCAAAGGCCUGCUCAAAACACCUCCAGAAUGAGUCGUCGCUUUGAAACCCACUCAGCCACUUUCCUGAGAAGUGGUGUUUUAUUUUACUUAGCCCUGUGGACAACUUCUGUGUUUGCAUCUGUACGAGCAGGUGAUCAUUCUAUUACCUUUUAUCGGUAGUAAGCUUGGACAAAAUAAUUUAAGUAUAUAAUGGAGAAGUGUAAAUAAGUUUCUAUAUGAAAUUGUUUAAGAUGAACAAUUAAGAUGUAUUUAAAGGUCCAUUUAUAUGUUCUUUUACGUAACACGUAGUUAAAUAAAGUUCCUGUUUAUGGGA